This is a messenger RNA of Lizanozyma spartinae, 966 nucleotides long. RefSeq names its product amino acid starvation-responsive transcription factor (gene GCN4). Gene Ontology annotation, molecular function: DNA-binding transcription factor activity, RNA polymerase II-specific; RNA polymerase II cis-regulatory region sequence-specific DNA binding. The record is from RefSeq and is a predicted model, not a curated record. The transcript is spliced from 2 exons. Lineage: Eukaryota; Fungi; Ascomycota; Pichiomycetes; Serinales; Debaryomycetaceae. Gene Ontology annotation, biological process: positive regulation of cellular response to amino acid starvation. The coding region runs from base 1 to 966 and encodes 321 amino acids. Gene Ontology annotation, cellular component: transcription regulator complex.
AUGAAAAAACGCAACCCUUUGAUUUACACCGAAGAUAUUGAUUUAUUUACCGAUAUUAUCACCAUGAAGGAUACUGCUGCUUAUGCCACCGAAGGUGGUAACUUUGAACAAGUUGAACCUAUUAGUGAACGCUUUACUUCUAAUACUACUAACGAAAUGAAUACAAAAAACAACGAAGACGCCAUGGAUGCUCAAUUUAAUUUACACUCUGCUGUUUUGGAUUCUGUAUUCUCCAACACCAUUGAUGAAUAUGAUCAAUUAAUUGAUCACACACCUAUGUUUGAGGAGCUUGAUGUCUUUGGCAACGAAGACCAUGCUGUCAACUCCAAAGAUGAUUGGGUUGCACUUUUUGGUGAUGCCGAUGGCAUUGUUGAAGCUGCAAGCUCAAGGGUUUCUGAGGCGUACGCUAAUGAAGUAGUUCCUCAAUAUAACUCUCAUAAAAGACCUUUUGUUAAGGUUGACCCUACUGAUUAUGAAUUUGGCUUGGAUCAUGUGCCUGAAGAUAUCAUUUCCGAUGAUUCACGUAGGGAUUCCAGUGCUUUUGCCUCAUCUAAAAGUCAAAAUACCUAUGCUACUCCUCUUCCAACUCCUUUAUUGGAUGAAGACAGAAAGAGAAGAAGACUUGGUACUCUUGAUCUUUCCACUUCCUCAAGUGCUUCAUCUGCUAACGUUACCCCUUUGUUGGAUGGCGUUGAGAAGGUGGAUCAUUUGGGUGUUGUUGCUUACUCUAAGAAGACGAGAUCUCAAGCUUUGGAACCUGUAAAGAUCGAUUCUGCCGACCCAAUUGCUGUGAAGCGUGCUAGGAACACUGAAGCAGCAAGAAGAUCUCGUGCUAGAAAGAUGGAGAGAAUGUCCCAAUUGGAAGUCCGUGUUGAAGAGUUAAUUUCUGAAAAGGAGGAUUUGCAAAAUGAAGUGGGUCGUUUAAAGGAGUUGUUGAUGAUGCAUGGCAUUCCUCUUGAACAUUAA